AUGACUUUUCUUUCUUUCUUUCUUUCUUUCUUUCUUUCUUUCUUUCUUUCUUUCUUUCUUUCUUUCUUUCUUUCUUUCUUUUUAAAGUUUUCUCUUUAUAUAACAUUUCCUUUUCUUUCUUUCUUUCUUUCUUUCUUUCUUUCUUUCUUUCUUUCUUUCUUUCAGGAAGGCCUUGCUUUUAAUGGUCGACGUAGACAAGCAGAUUGGAAAGAGUCUAGACCCGAUAUUACCGAGGAUGUCUCUCGAUUCUCAUCGAAUGCGACAACAGUGGGCUCGCAUUGCUUCGUCCCUUUAAGCGGUAAAAAGCUAAUCGUUCAAUCUUUUUUUUUCUUUUCUUUCCUUCAUUUUUUUCAUGUGUUUGCUUGGCCUAUUCUUUUUUACUUAUUUAUAUGUUGUUUUCAUUCCUUUUUUUUUACUCUCAUCAGUGAUAUGUUUCUUUUCUUUUUUCUUAUUUUGUUUUGUCAUCUGUGA
Molecule: messenger RNA, 471 nt
Organism: Acanthosepion pharaonis
Lineage: Eukaryota; Metazoa; Mollusca; Cephalopoda; Sepiida; Sepiidae
Source: the annotation of a GenBank genome assembly